Molecule: messenger RNA, 2226 nt
Organism: Cadophora gregata
Lineage: Eukaryota; Fungi; Ascomycota; Leotiomycetes; Helotiales; Ploettnerulaceae
Exons: 5
Coding region: 178-2226 (682 amino acids)
Biological process (GO): transmembrane transport
Cellular component (GO): membrane
Molecular function (GO): transmembrane transporter activity
Source: RefSeq, a predicted model, not a curated record
GCAUCACUCAACCAUUAUGCUCCAGAAACUCACAAUAGUAGCUACUCUGCACACCACUGGUUUCAAGAAUCCAGACUCUACCAGUCAGGAGGCUUGGUUUGGCGUUGGCGAUUUGACAGCUGACCCUGGUGAGCACCUGCAUAGAGCUCGAUCACGUGAUCUUAUCGAGCACGCAAAAUGCUGGCGAAUUACGACAGCUCAGACACGUCGCUUGACGCGCAUAGGGAUAUCGAUCUCGCAAUCCUAUUCGAUAUAACUCGUUCACGCGACUUCACUGCAUAUGGUGUCUUGGAUCCGCUCAAGGUGUCAUCCUUUCACUUUCGAGCUCCGACCUCCAUAUAUAGUUCCAUCAUGAGGGCGCCGUUAGCGUCCGGUAAGGAAACCCAUCCGGAUAUCCCAAUGAAACGCUUCUCAAGUACUCGUUAUCAGCGUCUCGAUUCGGAGGGUCCGGAAUGGACAUCGAGCACUGGACAUCCAGGACGGUUCGAGGACCAAGACCUGGAACUUGAUAAAGACGAUCACGAGGACUCACAUGACUUUCCUUUAGGAUAUGCACAUCCAAGCAGAGAUGGCAGCCAUGCCACUGCAGCCUUACUUAAAAGCGGCAAGUCUUUGGCUUUAGGUGUUCCAGGCGAAGAGAGGAGAUUCUUCUUCCAAAGAUCGAGAGUUGUCUAUGACCCAUCUGCAAUAGCAACACAGGCUUCGGUAUUUGAUGACCCGGAUACCUUGGAAGAGUUUCGACCUGGCGAUGAUUGGGAAAAUAUACAUCGCUUUGAUCCUGACGAGAGGUGGACAUGGGGAGAAGAGCACCUGCUGAUCCGCAAAAUCGAUUCAAGGAUCAUGGUAUUUGCAGCGGUCAUGUUCAUGGCACUGGAGCUAGAUCGAUCGAAUAUCUCUCAGGCUUUGACAGACAACUUUCUAGAAGAUCUAGGAAUGACCACCAACGAUUAUAAUUAUGGUCAAACAGCUUUCAAAUUUGCCUUCUUAUUUGCAGAGCUACCCUCUCAGCUCAUCGCAAAGUGGAUAGGACCAGACAUAUGGAUACCGACACAGAUGGUGGUCUGGUCUUUGGUAGCCUCAGGUCAAUUUUUCCUCAAUGGAAGAACAUCAUUCUUCAUUACUCGCGCACUGCUUGGAGCCCUGCAAGGCGGUUUCAUUCCUGAGGUCAUCUUAUACUUGUCGUACUUCUACAAGCAUCAUGAAUUAUCGUUAAGACUUGGCUUUUUUUGGACCGCAUCUGCUCUUGCGGAUGUCAUGGGUGGCUUUCUUGCGUUUGGGAUUUUACAUAUGCGGGAUGUUGACGGUCAUGCCGGAUGGCGAUGGCUAUUCCUAAUUGAAGCCCUGCUCACUCUUGUCGUCGGUCUUCUUGCCUUCGUUCUUAUGCCAUCGAGUCCAACUUCUACUGCAAGCUGGUUCCGCGGAGAGCGAGGAUGGUUCACUGAGCGGGAAGAGAAGAUCAUGGUGAAUAGAAUCAUUCGCGAAGACCCCAGCAAAAGCUCAAUGCACAAUCGCGAGCCACUGACCCCAGCACUGGUGUGGCGAAGCAUCAAGGAUUUUGAUCUCUGGCCGAUCUAUAUCCUCGGCCUCAAUUUCCAGACUCCCAUGUCUACGCCAGCUAACUACCUGACUCUCUCGUUGAAGGGUCUUGGAUUCGACACGUUCAAAACGAACCUGCUCGUCAUUCCGAGCAAAGUAUUGCAUGUGACAACCAUGCUAGCUCUGACUUAUGCUGGGGAAGUGUUUGGGGAGCUCACGAUAACUGCUUUGAUCGGUCAGAUCUGGGCGCUACCCUUUUUGAUCUUCAUCAACCUCGUCGAUAUCAAUCAGAUCAACAAAUGGUUAGCUUGGGCAAUCAUGACAGCUUUGUUGUGUUAUCCUGACGCGCAUCCAAUCCAGGUCGGCUGGAAUUCCCGCAACUCAAACACUGUAAGAUCACGUACCGUCUCUGCAGCUUUAUACAACAUGUGCGUCCAGACGUCCGGGAUAAUUGCGGCAAACAUCUACCAAGAAGACGACGCACCCCGCUACAAACGAGGAAACCACAUCCUACUCUCCCUACUCGCUCUCAACAUUUUUCUCUAUUUGGGUACAAAGAUCUACUAUGUAAAGAGGAAUGCAUAUAGAGAUAGAAUAUGGAAUGGGAUGACUGAAGAGGAGAAGCUGAACUAUUUGACGACGACAACGGACGAGGGUAACAAAAGAUUGGAUUUUAGAUUCGCGCAUUAA